AUGGUGAACGUGUGGCAGCCGCCUAACCUGUACGAGCUGUGCCCGGCGUACACUAAUGUCACCGCGUGUACCCCUUUUGCGUUGAUGUACCUCGAGUUGCUGGUGAAGCUGUUUGGUUCAGCGCCGGACCAUGCUCCUGAGGCUGUGGAUGCAGAAACCUACGAUUUCAUCGUGGUAGGAGCUGGCUCAGCGGGAUGCGUGGUCGCAAACAGGCUCAGCGCAAUCGAAGAGUGGAAGGUGCUACUCUUAGAAGCAGGUCCAGAGGAACCUGAUAUCACAUCGGUGCCAGCUCUGUCCACGGCACUCCUGAGUUCGAACAUCGAUUGGCAGUACAAGACAAUGCCCAGCCAUGUUGCCUGCCUGGCCUUUGAGAACCAACAGUGCAGAUGGCCGAGGGGUAGAAUGAUGGGCGGCUCGAGCUCUAUCAACUCGUUCGUGUAUAUCCGCGGGAACAGGCUGGACUACGACGGCUGGGCGCGGCGCGGCAACACAGGAUGGAGUUACGAUGAGGUAUUACCGUAUUUCAAGAAAUCUGAAAGGAAUCUGAAUAUAGAAGGGCUAAAUCGAAUAUACCACGGCGUCAAAGGAGAACAGGCCGUAUCCCGAUUCCCCUACGUGGACGACCCUUCCAUUAUGAUCACCGAGGCCUUCGUCGAAAGGGGGCUACCUUUGAAUGACUACAACGCCGCCAUACAGUACGGAACCAUGCAGGCUCAAGCCAUCUCUGAGGAGGGCCAAAGGGCUUCCACCAACAGGGAGUUCAUCAAACCCAUCAGAUAUAAGCGGCAUAACCUAAGCAUCAGAACAGAAGCCGAAGUUAUCAAAAUACUUUUUGAUGAAAAUAAAAGAGCUUCAGGUGUGCAAUACAUAAAAGACGGUCAGAUAUACACAGCCUAUGCAACUAAAGAAGUCAUCGUCAGCGGUGGAGCUAUUAAUUCUCCACAACUACUAAUGCUUUCUGGAAUCGGACCUAGAGAACAUUUAGAGGAUCUGCACAUACCAGUGAUUGCCGAUUUACCAGUCGGGGAAAAUCUUCAUGAUCACGUUACUUUUAACGGUAUUAUAGUAGCAUUGCCAAAUGAAACCGCUACCACUGUCAGCCAGGAUGAGAUUAUUCAGGAUAUAUAUGACUACAAAGAGAUGGAAGUGAAAAGAGGUCCUCUAUCUGGGAAUGGUCCGGUGAACAGUGUGUCCUUUUAUGCAACACAAUUCGGCUUGCCGGCUCCCGACAUCCAAGUACAGGUAGACAGUGUAAACUGGGAAGAAUAUAUAAGAGAACCGACUGUUUAUGAUAGUUUAACUAUCUUCCCGACUGCGUUCUAUGAUGGAGUCAUUCCUAGAGUCAUGAACCUUGUACCAAAGAGUAGAGGCCGAUUGCUUCUCAACGCGAGUGAUCCUUACGGACAUCCAUUGAUUUGGUCUGGUUAUUUGACUGAUCCGCAUGAUGUAGAAGUGCUAAUAAGGGGUGUGAAAGAGGUAUUGUCUUUGGAAAGUAGUUAUGCUUUUAGAUCCAGAGGUGCUCACUUCGUUAGGACCCCUCUGUCAGCCUGCCAGCACUUCUCUUGGGGGACUGACGCGUACUUCGAGUGUUUGGCGAGGUCUUAUACGUCUAGUCCUUACCAUCCUGUGGGGUCUUGUAAAAUGGGUCCAGCGGAUGAUCCGACAGCAGUGGUGGAUCCCAGGCUCAGAGUGUAUGGAGUCUCGGGGUUGAGAGUGAUUGAUGCGUCUAUAAUGCCGCAAGUGAUUAGAGGCAAUACUAAUGCUCCGUCGAUUAUGAUUGGGGAGCGAGGAGUAGCUUUAGUUUUGGAAGAUUGGAAACAUAACUAGUGAGCAAAAUGAGCAUUGAAAAAGAUACUUAACUUAGGGCCACUUGCACCAUCCCACUAACCCGGGGUUAACCGGUUAAGCCUGGAGUCACCAUGGUUACCAGUACAAUUUGACACUGGGUUAACGGUUUAACCAGUUAACUCCGGGUUAGUGGGAUGGUGCAAGUGGCGCUUAUGUAUCUAACUUACCUAAGUCAUUACAGUGCUGUUGAACGCACGCAGUGUAAUUUACAGAACAAUUAAAGAUAUAAAGUAAGUAGAUGGAUCUAUGAAUGAACCAUGCACAUGUUUUCGAGCCCCGAUGCACAUGUUUUCGUCUAGUGAGACCAUUUUUGAUGUUCUCGCGUUUGUUCAAAAAUAAUGUUUUAGUUUAAAAAUUACUAAUAUUUAAUGCUUUUACUAAUGUAAUUUAAUUUUAUAUGGUAAUACUCUGCAAUAACUAAAUCCAAAUACAAGAAUACCGUUUGUACUGAAAGAAAAAAAAUACGGAUUUUUUAUUUUUUUAUUUACGGGUAGGAUUACAGCAUAUGUGAAAAGGGCUAUUACUAGGGAAAGCAACAGGGCUCUGCCAAUGUACUGACAAUUUUGUUUCGAGCCAUGCAUGGGCUCUAGGAGUACUGUAGGAGUGCUGUAGGAGAGGACAAUAUGAUUUGGACAACGUUUUUGAAAACUACGUUUUUUCAGCAAUAAAAGCCUCAUGCAAUUUUAUUAUACGAUCAAAAUAAACUACAUUAAACAUUACUAUUAUGGUUCCCAUUACUGGGUCAUUUUAUGUUCAUGUGUAAAAUUUAUUAAAAUAAUUGCGUGCAAAAUUGUUGCGUGGAACUAGACGAAAUAAUUUGCAUCGGGGCUCGUACUAUCCAACUAUAGUCCAAAAGCUCCCAAAUAUGGUGCAAAAUUUACUUGAAUAACUUCAUUCACGUGAAUUGUGUAAUUUCGUAAAAACUAGUGCCUACGCCAAUUCACGGGAUUAGGCCCCAGGCUCCCAAGAGCGUGGCAAAUUGUCGGGACAACGCGAGGAAGGUGAUGACGUGUAAAUAAGUAUUAGGUAGUAGUUCUUUAGCAAAAUAUGUUUAAUAGAAGAAAAAACCGGCCAAGUGCGAGACGGACUCGCGCACGAAGGGUUCCGUACCAUAACGCAAAAAACUAAAAAAGAAUAACACGUUUGUACACAGUACCUAUUCUUUAAAAAUAAAAUGAUGUCGACUUAUAUCAUUCAUAAUUGGCUCUAUCAUUUAGGUCAGCGGUCGGCAACCUUUUAGCAGCCAAGGGCCACAUAGUACUUAGUUAAGAAAGUUGACGUGGGCCGCACUUUUGUUAAUAUGUGUGACCUUAUCAGAUAUCGUUGUUUGACAAUAUUACAUGCGAAAUAGCCAGGAGGGCUCGCGGGCCGCUUGUUGCCGACCGCUGAUUUAGAUAUUCAUGUUAUUACUCUUUCAAAAUUGUUCAUUAAAUGCGUUAUUAAUUCUCGAUAGUUAUUAAACUUCAGGAAUUUAAUUAGUUAAUUUACUUACUGUACCUAAUUAAACUUAUAUUUUUCUUUGAGUUUUCACUUUUCCACAGUUAAUAAACAUGUUUGUGAUAAUUUGUGAUCUA
Molecule: messenger RNA, 3422 nt
Organism: Cydia fagiglandana
Lineage: Eukaryota; Metazoa; Arthropoda; Insecta; Lepidoptera; Tortricidae
Product: glucose dehydrogenase [FAD, quinone]-like
Exons: 5
Coding region: 1-1827 (608 amino acids)
Molecular function (GO): flavin adenine dinucleotide binding; oxidoreductase activity, acting on CH-OH group of donors
Source: RefSeq, a predicted model, not a curated record